Molecule: messenger RNA, 2266 nt
Organism: Mycena citricolor
Lineage: Eukaryota; Fungi; Basidiomycota; Agaricomycetes; Agaricales; Mycenaceae
Source: the annotation of a GenBank genome assembly
AGCGAGCCUACAUCAGUGGCACUGUUGAUGGACUUGAGAUCUCUUCCUGCGACUCGCGCUCACAGCAACUUGGAAGCCUGGUCAAAAUGACACACUUCUACUCGAACUUCAACGUCGGUCGUCAUCGUCAAAGGGAAGGCACCAUUUAUGUGGGAGGAUGACAAUCCAGUUCUCGCUCUGACCGUAUCUCGAACACAUCCCUCCGCGAUAGCUAGCAGACCAAAGAUUGCACCACCGAGGAGUCUGCAUGGGUGCGAUCGUCCACCGACAGAUGGGUGAUUGAAUAUUGACAGGGCCGCAGACAGCCCCGCAUGCUUGGGCUCUCCAUCACAGAAAUCUUCCUUUGAGAGGGAUCGUCCUCAACAAUUAGCCUUGCUUUGUGUGUUGCCGACGUGCUGGAGAAGUUGCGGAUGAGGGAUGAAAGCGGGACUAUCAUGUGCUGGGACUUGGGGCUGGCCCAACCUGGCGCAGGGUCCGAUGAUCCACCGCGACGAUCAAUUUCUCUCACCAGCCACUUCGGCAGACAGCCGCCAAUGUCACUCCCCUCCAGUGGCCUGCUCAGCAGUCGAGCUGUGAAUCCUAUCUAUAGUCGUUGCAUAUGGUGGGAGACAUUUUCUGUUUGACUGCAUCAUUCACACUUCCAUGUGCGUUUCAGGAGGGGCAAGCAGACGUCCCUACGAGCAGUUUAAAUACGCUGAGGGCUUCAUCCGGUGCCUGGAAGAAGGAAACGCUGCGGCAAGAUGUCUGCGCCCCCCGCCAUUGCUCCAGCCAGUGCCGACUCCGAUGCAUACUUGCCAUUCGUGAUCACUGCUGCGAUAGCCUUUUCUCUGAUGGUUUGGGAGUAGUAAGUGAUCGUGUCCCUAUCUAACGCGUUCCGUCUGAGGGCUUAACCAUGCCCUCAGCGCCCUCCAGCUUCCAAUUGAGAUCAAGCUAUAUACCAGAAGACGUGUUUGGAACAAGGCACCCGCAUACGGAUUUGUCGGACUGCGCUACGGCAGUCUCCUCGCCACCGCUCCGAUGCUGGUCCUCUCUGUGGCAAGGCUGGACAACUGCCAAAUCAUGGCGUCGCUGGCGCAGGCUGGAUCGGUGCUGGUCGUCGCUGGAUCCGCAGCCAUCAUAACUUUCCGCACGGGUCUGCUGUGGGACGACCACCAGGGAGUGUUGGCGCCCUUAGGUGCGAUGGGGAUGCUAGUUACGACCGCUUGGAUUGUUCUUGCGACGAAUUAUCGAGCCACUUCUUCUGAGUUUGUGCUCGUAUUGAAUGGGAAUUGUCGCAUCUCCCCGACUGUUGUUUGGCUACCGCUUGCCAACACCGCGUUCCUGAUCUUUCUGCUCUCGGCGCUGGUUCUGUCGCUUUUCAAGAUUCGAUUCUUCCAUCCGCGGGACUCUAGGGUCGCGUACAACAUGUACCGCGAUUACGUCGCCUGCGUCACCGGCAUCACAUGUGUCACACUGGCCGCGCUGAUCAUCGAGGGCCUCGCGCCUCGAUCUGGCGCAUUCGCCCUCAGUUCGAAACUGCUGCAGAUUGUGUUCGUUGCGGCUCUUUCCUCCCGGGCAUUCCAGAACUAUCUCCUCGCGGACGUGAUUGAAGCCGACGGAUCGCAUGUACGGCCGUACCCAACCAGUUUCACGACCGUGUCGCAUACGAGCGAACUCAAGUACCCGAAUCCAAGUCCGAGCAGAAGCCCGAAUCCUGCGUCUGCAAGUCCGUUGAUGACUUUCUCCCCGACCAGUCCCUUCUCGGCUGUGACACCGUCUCCUUUUUCGCCGGCACCGUCGUCCUCACCCACGGGCCGAAGUCGCCUCGGGUCGGUGGACUCGAAUGCUGCUGCUCCCGUGGUCUAUGCCGCGCCGUCGACGCUUGCUGGACGGAACCGUCUCGGGUCGGCGGAUUCGGCUGCCAGCGGUACUGCCAACACGGGGAAUAUCCUCGCUGGGUCUUAUACGAAGUUCCCUUCGCCGCCUGCGUCGUACGAAAACGCUUCUCCGCUCACUGGUGCUUCUUCGUCGAGGGUCGCUACAACGGGCCGCAAUAUGCCUGUGGCCUCCUCGUCCGUUGCGUCGAAUAGCAAACCGCGUUUGCCCACGCCAUUAGCCCCGCUGCGAAGGAACGACAAGCCGAGAUCCACACUUCCUGCACCUCCGCUUUCAGGCUGGUCGGAUUCUUGAACAUUAGUAACAACAAAUCUUCUCGUAUCUACUUAUAUACUUAUGUAUUUAUCUGACAAUCGACCACCUGGUACAGUUCGUAUGUGAUGCUGGCACC